AUGGCGACGGUAUCUCCGCACCACUUCGUGGCUACGUCUGGCGAGACCGCGCCAGUCUGGGCCCACACCGAGCCGUACUCCAAUAGGCCCAAGUUCCCGCAGCUUUCUCAGAACACAUCCGCCGACGUGUGCAUCAUCGGCAGCGGCAUCUCCGGGGUGCAAUCUGCCUACGAACUUAUCAAGCGUGGACGUAGCGUGGUGAUGCUUGAAGCUCGCGAUGCUAUCUCCGGCGAGACUGACCGCACGAGCGGACAUCUGGCAUCGGCGCUUGACGACCACUAUCUCGAGAUCGAGAAGAAGCACGGCGAAGAGGGGGCCAAGCUCGCCGCCGACAGCCACAAAUGGGCCAGCAAGCACGUUGGUGAAGUAGCACGCGAGCUGGGCAUCGACUGCGAAUAUCGUCAGCUUCCGGCUUAUCUCAUCAGCCAGUAUGACCGUCAAACUCAGUCCAGUGAACAUGACGCCGAGGUGAAGCGACUGAUCAUGGGCGAAGUCGAGCAAGCAAACCGCUUCGGUCUUUCGGCGGAGUUCAAGACAGGUUUUGCGGUCAAGGGCUGGGAUGGCAAGCCUGAUCAGCGUGACGCAAGCAUCUUCCACGAGCAGGCGACAUUCCACCCGACGAAGUACCUCACUGGAGUCCUCAAAUGGCUGAAGGAGCAACCGAGCUUCACCUGCUACACUCACUCUCGGGUCAUGGAUGUCCAGGAGAAAGGCAUUGAGGUCAUGGGCAUAGGCAAGAAGACGGUGACGGUCUCAACCGACACCGGCCACACCGUCGAAUGCAGCGACGCAAUCAUGGCGACCUGCGUGCCGUUGCAGAAGCUGAGCAUCGUUGCCGAGCUUGAGUACAUGCGCACUUACUGCAUUGCUGUCAAGGUUCCCCAGGGCUACGUUGAGGACUACUUGUUGUACGACACCGCGGAAGCCUACAAGUACGUUCGCCUCACGCGCUGCGAUGAGCAGAAUGAUUACCUGGUCGUGGGCGGCUGCGAUCACAAGGUUGGACAAGAGGAAACCCUUGGCCGCUUCCAAGAGCUCGAAGACUGGAUCCGCGAGCGCUUCACCAAAGCCGGCUCCGUUGACUACGCAUGGUCCGGCCAAGUCUUCGAGCCAGUCGACUACAUGGGCUUCAUCGGCCUCAAUCCCGGCACGAAGCACACUUACAUCAUCACUGGCGACUCCGGCAACGGUCUCACUCAUGGUGUGAUCGCAGGUCGCUUGAUCACAGACCAGAUCGAAGGCGUCAAGAAUUACUGGGGUAAGCUGUACUCCCCGUCUCGCAAAGCCAGUCUUCUCAAAUCAGCUGGCACCGCGAUGGCCCACGAUGUUCAGAUCCAGGCGCAGUACAAGCGCUUCCUGCAGUCUGAUAUCAAAGACAUCGAGGAUCUGGCGCCUGGAAGUGGUGGUGUGCUGAACUCGACUACCAAGGUUCCUGUUGCUGUGUACAAAGACGACGAAGGUGGUGUGCACAAGUUCUCCGCGCUGUGUCCGCAUAUGAAGGGUGUGAUCUGCUGGAAUGGGGUGGAAAAGAGCUGGGAUUGUCCGGUGCAUGGGAGUCGCUUCAGCAAGGAUGGAGUUUGCGUUAUGGGACCGGCGAAGGGGCACUUAAACCCAGCGGACGAGAGCGGGGAGAAGUUGCAGUCAGAGGCUGUGAAGUGA
This is a messenger RNA of Saxophila tyrrhenica, 1659 nucleotides long. RefSeq lists its product as uncharacterized. The transcript has 2 exons. Gene Ontology annotation, molecular function: 2 iron, 2 sulfur cluster binding; oxidoreductase activity. Gene Ontology annotation, cellular component: cytoplasm. NCBI's taxonomy places the organism in Eukaryota, Fungi, Ascomycota, Dothideomycetes, Mycosphaerellales, Extremaceae. The record is from RefSeq and is a predicted model, not a curated record. The coding region runs from base 1 to 1659 and encodes 552 amino acids.